Molecule: messenger RNA, 1445 nt
Organism: Musa acuminata AAA Group (dessert banana)
Lineage: Eukaryota; Viridiplantae; Streptophyta; Magnoliopsida; Zingiberales; Musaceae
Product: GATA transcription factor 24-like
Exons: 9
Coding region: 501-1112 (203 amino acids)
Biological process (GO): regulation of DNA-templated transcription
Molecular function (GO): sequence-specific DNA binding; zinc ion binding
Source: RefSeq, a predicted model, not a curated record
CUUGCGCACAUAAGUGGAUCAUUCUCUUUCUCGUUCUAGGGUUUCGUCGAUCAUAGAUUUGCCCGGGCAAUUUACGGCUUAUCUUCGAUCCUCUUCUAUCUCCGGUCCCCUUGAAAACCUUCCGAUCGAUUGGCGUUCUGAUGGCGGUCGGUUUGUUUCGCAAUUUCUUAAUGUCUCGAACGAUCACAGAUACAAAGAAACGCUCGCAUUUUUCGUUUCGGGUUCUUUCGAAUUAGUCUCCCGCUUCGAGCUGAUUUGUUGGCCUGUUUCUCCGAAAUUUAUAAGGCUGGGGAGGAUUCGAGCGCGCGAGGGACAGAUAGGGAUGAGCGGAAAUCCUAACCCACCUACUGACGUGGAGCCGUCGGGCGCCUCCGGCUUCUCGAGCCACAACCUUUACAACCCGUCAGGCAUUGCAGCAGUACCACGACGCGGAUCACAGCAGCGGCAGCCAUGUCAUAGAAGAGGAUGGGGCUGGAUCUGGGGCCGUGGAGAACCAGGGAAUGGAGAUGGAGCUGCCGUCUGAUCCGAGCCAUCUGGGUGAUGCCCAAGGUCUGAUGGCGUCCCAACUGGGCGGUAAUCAGUUGACGCUUUCCCUCCAAGGCGAAGUCUUUGUUUUCGAUUCCGUUUUCCCUGAAAAGGUUCAAGCCGUGCUUUUGUUGCUGGGCGGCCGGGCGUGGAGUUGUACAAGCAAAACUUCUGGGGGUCAAUUUACAUCAUCCAAAACAAAAACUGAAGAUGCUAUGGGCGGUGCUGCCACUUCUGAUGCAAACCAAAAUUGGGUUUCUCUAGACAAUAAGACCCCGGCCGCAUCUGUAUGUCAUCACUGUGGCAUCAGCGCAAAGUCUACACCAAUGAUGCGCCGUGGGCCUGAUGGACCAAGGACCUUAUGUAAUGCAUGUGGACUUCUGUGGGCUAACAAGGGAACAAUGAGGUAUCUCGCGAAAAAUCCAUCCCCAGCUAUUCCAAAUGCCUUGCCAGCACAAAAAGAAGGGAACAACUCUGCCAACUUGGAGUUAUCGCAGCCAAUGGCCAUGACACAUCAUGAGAAGAGUGCUGUGCUUGUGGAAAUAACAGGGUGGCACAGCCAUGCUUGGCCUCGCCGGAUUGUGUAAUGCUAUCCAACAUGUAUGUACCAUAGUCUGGCUUCUAGAUCAAAAUCAUUGCAACCUUGCUAUAUGACAUUCUUAUGAACGAGGAGAUUUUUUUUGGGGGUGGGGGGGGUUGACCUAGUGCCGUCAUUUUUACAUGAUUCAUCCCAAUUCCCUUCCUACAAACAUGGUUGAUCGCAGAGUUGCGGCUGGCCCCCCAUUCUUGUUCCUUUUUUGUUUAUUGGGUUGGUUCAGAUUUUGCAUUGCAGGUCAUAUCAGUGCCCUUUCACUAUCAUCCUUCACCUUCUCCAAGAGAUUGAUUGAUUUUUACAAAUAUAUAUUCCCUUUGUGGAGUCA